Messenger RNA from Austrofundulus limnaeus, 1249 nucleotides. RefSeq names its product PROP paired-like homeobox 1 (gene prop1). Gene Ontology annotation, molecular function: DNA-binding transcription factor activity, RNA polymerase II-specific; DNA binding. The record is from RefSeq and is a predicted model, not a curated record. Lineage: Eukaryota; Metazoa; Chordata; Actinopteri; Cyprinodontiformes; Rivulidae. Gene Ontology annotation, biological process: pituitary gland development; regulation of DNA-templated transcription.
AAACACAUGCUAACUCUGAAGACGUGUUCAAUAACAGUAGAAAUCAAACACUUGUCAGUUUUUUUCUUUGAAUCGACUGCUCAGYCUUCUAACAUGAAGAAGUUCCGUGUUUUAUAAACAUUUAUAAAAGUCUUCAUKUUCCAGCGUCAUGAAUCGUAAAUCUUUGCCAGGUGAAGAGCAUCAUAGGUAGACGUGUCAACGUUUGGUGUGUUUUGGAGGAAGAACUCCCAUUGGUUCCUCUGCUGUAGACCUGAUGGAGGGACCGCCUCCUGAAGGACCACUGACUGCAGGUGGUCCUGGGAGGCGACACAACGCUGCAGGUAUGGCCCAGGUGAAGGCGGCAGGUGACCUGAGCAGGAGCCCUAAGGAUUACAGCCAGCUUUAUUCUGACAUGGCCACUGUCAGCUCAAGUGCCGAUGUGGGAGAGUCGGGCAGGAAGUCCUGUCAGACCUCCAUGAUCGUGGGUCUGAACAGGCGGACCAGGACCUACCCCUCCCCGGCCCGCAGACGCCACCGCACCACCUUCAGCCACAAGCAGCUGGAGCAGCUGGAGGUGGCCUUUGGUCAGAACCAGUACCCUGACAUCUACUACAGGGAGGAACUGGCCCGGGUCACCAAACUCAACGAGGCUCGCAUCCAGGUUUGGUUCCAGAACAGACGAGCGAAACAGCGGAAGCAGGACCGCCUGUCCCAGAAGACGGUCCCGGUGGGUGCCAUGCCGGGUCACAGGGCUCUGCUGGGGGGGGUGCACGUCCAACCGUCCGCUGUGACCCCACAGUACUACCCCCAGCCCCUGGCCCACAUCCCCCGCUUCCCCUCCAUGCUGCCGUCCGGACCGUACCCCCACCACCCGGGCCCGGUCAGCCGCUGCCCCUGUCCCAGCGUGGCCCCCCAGCCGACCCCCCAGCGCCAGCACGACAACUGGUACGGUCCACUGAGGACGCCCCCCAUGUUCUCUCUGGAACCGGCCUCCCACUGGAGCUAAGAAGGAACCAGGAAGUGUUUUAAUCAGAUUUUAGUUUCUGUGGAGCUGUCRGGUUCUGUUCAGAUAAUUAAAGGUUCUUAAAGUCACAGUGUGCUCAUUACUGACAUCUGGUGGUGAGAAAACAAACAGCAGCUAACAAAACCUCUGCUUUAUUCCUCCUUAUUAGAUGUAGAUCAGUCAAAAAUCAGCUUGGACUUGUUCUAAGAUCAUUUUAAACUAAACUAUAGAAAUAUUUACACACUUAAAUAAAAGACUUAUUAAAUA